Molecule: messenger RNA, 3498 nt
Organism: Meleagris gallopavo (turkey)
Lineage: Eukaryota; Metazoa; Chordata; Aves; Galliformes; Phasianidae
Source: RefSeq, a predicted model, not a curated record
CAGAGGGAACUAGGAGAAUGUGCAUGUUUUAGGGUCAGACAGAAUCUGACUCUCAAAUGGAUGCAUCUGGACACAAGCAGUUGGGCCUUAACCCACCACUCCUGUUAUGCCAUAUAACAGUGCGCAUCAUUGUGUAGUGGAAGUGGAAAACUUCUUGUUUGUACUCGGAGGAGAAGACCAAUGGAACCCUAAUGGGAAGCACAGCACAAACUUUGUUAGCCGAUACGAUCCCAGGUUUAACAGCUGGAUACAACUUCCACCCAUGCAAGAGAGGAGAGCCAGCUUCUAUGCCUGCCGCCUGGACAAGAACUUAUAUGUAAUUGGUGGAAGAAAUGAAACUGGCUAUUUGUCCAGCGUGGAGUGCUACAACCUGGAGACAAAUGAGUGGCGUUACGUGUCUUCCUUACCACAACCUUUGGCAGCCCAUGCAGGAGCCGUUCACAAUGGCAAGAUAUAUAUUUCAGGAGGUGUUCACAAUGGAGAAUAUGUCCCCUGGCUGUACUGCUAUGACCCUGUGAUGGACGUCUGGGCCCGAAAACAGGACAUGAACACAAAACGAGCGAUCCACACUUUGGCUGUAAUGAAUGACCGACUGUAUGCCAUUGGAGGAAACCAUUUGAAAGGUUUCUCCCACCUCGACGUAAUGCUUGUGGAAUGCUAUGACCCUAAAGGUGACCAGUGGAAUAUCCUCCAGACUCCUAUCCUGGAGGGCCGCAGCGGUCCUGGCUGUGCAGUCCUUGAUGACAGUAUUUACCUUGUAGGAGGAUACAGCUGGAGCAUGGGGGCCUACAAAUCUUCUACUAUUUGCUAUAGCCCUGAGAAGGGGACUUGGACAGAGCUAGAAGGAGAUGUUGCUGAGCCACUUGCAGGACCUGCUUGUUCAACUGUCAUAUUGCCAGCCUGUGUACCGUACAACAAGUGAUAGUGGAGGAGCACUGACACGGACACUGAUUGCAUUUGGGAAAAUUAUGACGGGUGACGUAAAUAUUUUCUUAGAACAGGAUUCCUGGUAAACAAAUCUACUGUAAUUGACCCUUUAUUCCAUACUUAAGCUUUAGGAGCAAACUAAAAGAGAACAAAAAGAAAGCGUUGUCCCAUCUCAGAUAGAAGCCAGUGUCUUAUGAAGCAAGUAGCUAAAACACACCGAACAUUACAUGCUGACAGACUGCCAUUUCAGACUGAUUUUAACUUUUUCCUGCUGCAGAAAGAUUCCUCACGUCAAAUCUAACUUUAAAAGUAUGAAGGCUAAAUGUUCAGACACAGCCUGAAGAGAAAAGAUCAGUAUUGUGCAUUGUAUCUACCUGCAUGUGAUCUGUGUUGAAGUCAUGAGGAUGUUGUUUUCAUGAAUGCUUCAGAAUUCAGAUAGUGAAAAGCUCACUCUGCAUUGCAGAAUUGUCUCCUCCUGUAAUCCUAACCUAGAGCUACUACACAUGCUCUGCAAGCAACACAGGAUCAGAAGAUUAUAGAAGGUAAAGAAAUGUCAUUCAGUUUUUGCACAGCUUGUCAUCAAAUACACUCUGCCUUCAACGUCCCCACAUGUAAGUGUAGUGGAAACCAAGACUACACUGAAACCCAUGCUUUACUGAGCACUUCUUUCAGUAGCCAGUCUGAGGAUUAGGGUCAAAUUCUCCUUGUCACAUUUGUGUAAAGUCAGAGUCAUUUCACUGAAAUCACAUGGAAUGACUACUUUCAUGUUAGAAUAGCAGAAAUUCGGUCCUAUACCUUAAAUUCUGGGUUCAUAAAGUAAGUUAUUUCUAUAACCAAGUAAUGAAGCACCAGAACCCUUCCUUAGCUUUUCUCACCCACCCAUUAGGAGCAUAUGUGCUAGUUGCUUCCAAAGACAACAAGACUGCAUUUAACUGUAAAUGUAUUACUUUGGACUAUUAAAUGAUUGCACACAAUUUUAGAAGGGGACUGCUGAGUAGUUAAAAUACUCCCAUGUGACUGGUCUUAAACGUAGCCAGAAAGAUUUGUAUUAUUGACCCAAAGUAACAUGAGGCUGGACUUUCCACUGCCUUGUAGCUCAUGUAAUUAUUUACACAAUGCAAAGCAAGUUCAGAGUGCUUUAUUUCAGACUUGCUUUAUGAACUCUUAGUUGCUUACACAAAUCAGACUGUCCAUGUUUUAAGCUUAUAUCUUUCUAUCCUGGCAUUGCAGAAGCAGUGACAAAAUCUGAAGUCUGGUAUUUAACAUAAUCGUCUGCACCUCAGCAAAAUAUAUGCAGAAUUCUUCUAUUGUGGUUUACUGAUGCUACAUCCAUUACUCUCAAGACCAUCUUCCUCAUUGAUAUAAAGUGAUAUUGCUCCAUUGAAGCCAGUGUGCUUUGAUGUGCUUCUGGCUUGUGUCAGAUAAGAAUCUGGCCUUUAAUUUGCUUAGUUUUAACUGGCUGCACCACGUAAGAGGCAAAACAAUCUCACAUCUCGCAUUUUCAAGCUUGUGCAUAUCUUUCAUGAUAGGUUGUAAUGCUAAUGCGUUAAGCAAGGAGCAGAUGACUGCUGGAGGUUGGUUUCUACUGCAGAGGCAAUAGACAUGAGGAGGAACUCAUUAUUUGCUUUGCAAAAUAGAAAGAGGACGAAUGUAUUCAGAAAUUACACCAUAUAUUGAAGCUUGAGAGCAAUAUAAAUAAUGGAGAGCAAAUACUGCGGGACUGUUUCUUUCUGGCAUCAGUCCAGUUUUAUUGCAGUACAACUCCUGCAGAAUUACGCAGAUGUAAAAUUGGAGUAAUGCAGUGAAGACUGAUAAGCAUACAAAUGCAAUAAACCAAUUGAUGAAGUAGCUGCAUGCCUGGAAAAAGAAAAUGUUUAAACAAAAUAAUUAUCUGAAGAUGCUAAUAUUUGAAUGUGUCGUUGGGGAAUUUUCCAGUGAGCAUCACUAAGGAACUCGUAAAGGUGGAGUGUAUAUCCUGAAAUCUCAAUCCAUUUCUACUAUAUAGUGCAAUCUUAGUUGGUUUUGUAUUUAUUUAUAUUGUUCAGAUCCAAGGGAUCCCUUGUAAAAUAUAUUUGGUGCAAUCAUGACUUUUUUUUUUUUCCUGUUGAAAGUAUAUAAAUAUAAAUAUAUAUUAAAAGGAAACUGUCAAGAUACUAAACGAGGAAACUUAGAACAACAUUUAAGAUCACGAUAAGGUCUGCCACUAAACACUGACUGUCACUUGUCUUUACUGAAAUGUACCAUCUUAAAGGACAUUUGUUGUCCUUUUAAGUGGUUCUUUUUUUUUACCAAGAUAAUUUAAAGAUUUAAGAGGUCUCUAUAUAAAUCUUUCUAUCUUUCAGGAAGGCAUGACCAAGGAAAGUGCUAACUGAAUAAGUCACAAAGAGAAUGUAAAUUUUGUACAGUAUUAGACUGUGUAAAUGAAGCUUGCUCGUAGGGGGAAAACUUUAAAUAAAACUUUAUGUACUAAUUCAACUGUCUGCCAUAUUCCUACUUAUAAAGUGUAUGUAUAAAUAAUAACUACAUUAAAUUCUUUGGAACUUUUUUAUCAUGUAGAUGUGUAAACUUCCU